CGCACCCAGUGCCUUCACCAAGCGCAACUAUUGAGAUGGCCUCGGCCGCUCUUUCCGCCCCUAACUUCGUCCGCGCGGCGCCCGUGGGCAGGGUCGGCGCGCGCCGCGCCGCCAGGCCCGUCCGCGGCGUCGUGGCGGUCCGCGCCGAGACUGGCGAGAAGCAGAUUGCGGGCCUGACGCCGUGCGGGAAGUACCAGGAGCUGUGCAAGGCUGAAAUCCCGACCAAGAUUCCCAGGCACGACUUCCUCAAGCAGAUGUACCGCUACAUGGUCAUCAGCUUCGGCGACAAUGGCCUCGCGUCCUACGGCAAGCGCAUGGAAAUCGACCUCGUGGACGGCGAGGAUGGCCUGACCAACGGGAUGUGCGUGAACAUGUACGGCCUCAAGGACGGCGCCGAGGUUUUGAUCUGCGAGCUGUACUGCGAGAUGGACACCGAGAUGGUCCCGUCGUACGACACCCUCAUGCCGUCGCAGGAUGGCGAGAUCAUCAAGUCCAACCGCAGCGGCAAGGAUGAGUUCGUCAAGGGCAGGUUCUUCGUGAUUCGCAGGCCGGUGCCCAUCGACGAGUCCGCCAACCCGGCGCUCAAGCAGAUGAUCAAGGACAUGACCCUCGCCAUCAACAAGUACUACGCCUUCGGCUCGUGCUUCUCGGAGGACGACACCUAA
This is a messenger RNA of Micromonas commoda, 665 nucleotides long. RefSeq lists its product with no specific name. The coding region runs from base 36 to 665 and encodes 209 amino acids. The transcript has 3 exons. Lineage: Eukaryota; Viridiplantae; Chlorophyta; Mamiellophyceae; Mamiellales; Mamiellaceae. The record is from RefSeq and is a predicted model, not a curated record.